AUGACUGCCAACGGCACGCACAAGCUCAACCCCCUCCCCAAGGGAGUCUACGUGCCCACCGUGGCCUUCUUCCAACCCAACGAAGACAUCGAUUUAGCCACCACCGAGAAACACGCCACCUACCUCGCCCGCAGCGGUGUCACCGGGCUAGUCACUCAGGGUAGCAACGGCGAAGCCGUCCACUUGGAUCGCGAAGAGCGUAAAGCCAUCACGGCCGCUACCCGUCGCGCCGUCGAUGCCGCCGGAUACCCACACAUGCCCGUCAUCGCAGGAUGCGGAGCCGCCUCCACCCGCGAGACCAUCCAACUCUGCCAAGACUCCGGUGCUGCAGGCGCCGACGCAGUCCUGGUCCUACCCCCGAGUUAUUACAAGGCCCUCGUCAGUGCCGAGGCCUUGCAUGCACACUUUAUCGCUAUUGCCGAUGCGUCCCCCGUGCCGGUGCUCAUUUAUAACUUCCCCGGUGCCUCGUCGGGACUCGAUCUUUCUUCGGACGAUAUCCUGGCGCUGGCCAAACACCCCAAUAUCAUCGGGUGCAAGUUGACCUGUGGUAAUACCGGUAAACUGGCCCGUGUCGCGGCGGGCUCGAAGCCCGAGUUCCUUACCUUUGGUGGUUCGGCGGAUUUCACUCUGCAGACGCUUAUUGCCGGUGGAGAUGGGAUUAUUGGGGGUACGGCGAAUUUGAUUCCCCGCUCAUGUUUGAAGCUCGUGGAGUUGUAUGGUAGUGGGAAGAUUGAGGAGGCGCAGAAGUUGCAGGCGAUCGUGGCGAGGGCAGACUGGGCGGCUAUUCAUGGAGGAUUUAUUGCGGUGAAGAGUGCGCUGCAGUCGUAUCGUGGUUACGGUGCUCUGCCGCGUCGGCCAUGUGUGGUGCCCACGGAGAUUGCUGCGGCGGGGAUUCACGAGGAGUUCCGUGAGGGUAUGGAGUUGGAGGGAUCUUUGGAGAAGUCAGCUUGA
Molecule: messenger RNA, 951 nt
Organism: Penicillium cataractarum
Lineage: Eukaryota; Fungi; Ascomycota; Eurotiomycetes; Eurotiales; Aspergillaceae
Product: dihydrodipicolinate synthase family protein
Exons: 1
Coding region: 1-951 (316 amino acids)
Molecular function (GO): 4-hydroxy-tetrahydrodipicolinate synthase activity
Source: RefSeq, a predicted model, not a curated record